CCCCUUCCGCUCACCGUCCGCUCAAGCCUCAGGAAGCAACAGUAAGCUCCGCCCCCCGCGCUCCGGACGGCGCGAAAACCCAAUUGACAAGAAUUCGUUCUGAAGCCCUUUGGACUGAUCUGAGUUCGGCCUGCUUUCCCCGCCCGGAACCGAGUAGUCCUGAAGGCUCAGCCUCGACCGCCCGCUUCGGGAACACCUGGUGCUCGCCGCGCCCCAGGAGUCUUGCCGCCCGCGCUUUCUCAUUGCCUCUUCCCUCGUUCGACUCGGCUGAUCUCGGCCCGGGCUCCGCGCCCUCUCCGGGCCGGUGGGCGCGGGGGAAUCCGAGACGGACCCGGCAGCCAGCUCCGCUCUCCUUCUGGAGCGGGCCGCCUCCAUGGCCUCCAGGCGGGCCGGUCCGGUCUACGAAAAGUCCUAGGAGCUGGGAUUCCGGGAAACAGGGAGCAUGGUAGGGGUCCUCGCCAUGGCGGCGGCGGCUGCUCCCCCUCCAGUGAAGGACUACGAGAUUGAGCCAUGUAAAAAACGAAGGAAAGAUGGCAGAUCUUCUUGCAAAACAAUUACAAAAUAUUUGCCACCAAUAGGGAAGACUGGAGAUAGGGUUUUCUCUCCACCAAAAUCCAGUAAUAUUCUGGAUUAUUUUAGAAAGACCUCACCAACAAAUGAGAAGACAGAAUCAGUGAAACAGUGUAAGAUAAUGUCAUCUGAACUGUUGCCUGCUGACAGUGGCAAAGACUGUAAAACACCUUUAGAAAUUUUCCCAAAUGCAGAGUUUAAGAAGAGAGGAAAGAGAGUUAAUUUAUCUCAUAAACUAAAUAAUAUUAAACCUGAAAAUGAAUCUCCAGUUGAAAUUAAUAAUGAUGAUAGCAAAGAAGACUCUAGUUUAAAUAAUGAUUUUGUGGAAAGCAGUACUUCUGUUUUCCUCUACCAGAAACAUGUAGCUAUACUUGAAGAAAGUAUUCAAGAUACCAAAAGCCAGUCAAACACUAUGACCUCAAAAAAAAAUUCUGAGAAAAUAAAUCCUAAACAAGGCACCACAAAAAAUGAUUGCAAAAAAUUGAGAAAAAGGAAGCGCAGAGAUGUAAUAGAAAUAUCUGAAAGUUAUUCCUUGGCAAAGGAACCAAAUCUCCUUAAAAAUGAUGGUAAAGAUGAUAAACAGAUGUCUUCCCUAACUAAUGAAAUUGAGAGUAUGGCAAAUGAUGGAGAUCCUGGAGAUAAUGUAACUGAAGCAGCCCAGCUAAAUGAUAGUAUAAUAACUGUCUCAUAUGAAGAAUUUUUAAAAAGUCACAAGGAAAACAAAGUGGAACAGAUACCGGCCUCUACAAUGUCAAUUUGUGUUCCGUCUGAAACUGUUGAAGAAAUAGUCAAAAGUGAUAAUAUUUGUGAUACAGAAACCUGUGAAAGUUCCCAGCAAGUACUCUUUAAGACAGUAACUGUUCUUGCACAAGUUCAUCCUGUACCCCCCAAAAAGAAAGUGAAAAUACAUCCAAUUUUCUUGAAACAAAAGCAAAUUGAAAUGGAAAACAGUCUAUCUGAUCCUGAGAGUGAACAGACAAUUCAGAAAAGAAAAUCAAAUGUUGUUAUACAGGAGGAAGAAUUAGAAUUGGCAGUGUUGGAAGCUGGAAAUUUUGACGCUGUAAAGCCAAAAUGCACUCUAGAAGAAAGACAGCAAUUUAUGAAAGCGUUUAGGCAGCCAGCAUCUGAUGCACCUAAAAAUGCAACUAAAAAAUCUUCGGAUAAGCAGAAAGAUCUUAAUGAAAAAUCUUUAAAUGAGGAAGGAAGAGACAGUAUUUCUAAAAAAGUCAUGGAAAAUUCUAACAUUCAAAUUGUUUCAAAUAAUGGCAGUUCACAGCCACACCCUGCUAAAAGAAGUUUUCCUAAGGAGAAAAGUAAAAAGCUAAAGAAAAAGGGUAAGGAAACAUUAGAUGCUGAGGCUACUUCAGUUGAAAAUAGGAAGGGAAAAACUCAAAAGAAAGAAACAAUCUUUUCCUUAAAAGCUAAGCAAAAUCAAAAUAGGGUUAGAAGGAGUUUAAGACAAAAGAAAACAGGAGUUUUUAAAAGCAGCACUUUAUUUAAGAGUGAAAGUCUUGUUUGUGAAGAGAUAGCAAAUGCUGACCCUUUAAAGAUAUCCUCUCACUGUAACAAUAGUAAAUCAUCAAGAAAAACCAGCACACCAGUUAAGGAUGUCAAAGUUAUACAUUUUAAAGCUGAACCUGAAGACAGCUUGGUAAAUGUUUCCACACCCAAAACAACAAGAAGAUCUGUAAGGAGUAGCAGCACACCUACUACAGUGAUCAUUAGAGAUUCUGAUUCUGAAGAUGUACAGGAUAAUACUCCAGUAAAGGCUUCCACUCCCAACGCAGCCAAUUUAUCAGGAGAGCAUAGCUUAUAUACAGCAGAAUUAAUAACAGUACCCUCUGAUUCAGAAAGCCCUAUUAGAAUGAAAUUCACCAGAAUUAGUACUCCCAAAAAAUGUAAGAAAAAAUCUAAGAAAAGACCUGAGAAAUCUGAAGUGCCUGAUGGAGAUUUUACUUCUCAGACGAGAAAGGCAAAUAAUGCUUCAAAAAAUAUAUCAAAAGCAAAACAAUUAAUUGAAAAAGCAAAAGCUUUACACAUUAGUAGGUCUAAGGCUACUGAGGAAAUAUCAGUACCUUUAAGGCGUUCCUCUAGACAUCAGACGCUUCCUGAAAGGAAGAAAUUGUCAGAAACAGAAGACUCUGUAAUAAUAAUAGAUUCAAGUCCUACUUCUUUAAAGCAUCCUGAUAAAAAUCAAAAGAAACUUCAGUGUUUGAAUAAUGUACUAAGAAAAAGCCUGAACAAGUCUCCCAAAAAUGUACCUGGAAAAAUGAAAGUUGCUCCUUUAUUUCUUGCCAGAAAAGCUCAAAAGACAGCUGCUCCUGUCCUUGGUUUUGAUGAAAGCAGUCAAGAUACAUCUGAAAAACCUCAGAAUUGUGAUGUGCAAUUUAAAGCAAAGCGUGAAUUUCUAAUGAGCGGUUUGCCAGAUUUGUUGAAACGACAGAUUGCAAAGAAAGCAGUUGCAUUGGAUAUGCACAAUGCUAUGAGUACCAGUUUUCAGAGAGUUGUUCAUGUACAACAAAAAGAUGAUGGGUGCCAUUUGUGGCACUUGACACCACCCACUUGUGCUCUGUUAACUAAAUUAAAAGAACUGAAUACUAAAGUAAUAGAUGUCUCAAAAUGCAGUAUUGCGCUUGGUGAAUUUUCAACAUUGAGUUUAAAUUUGAAAAGCAUUAAUUCUCCUGUUGUGCUUAUGAGAACAAGGAAGGAGUUUACUGACGAAGUAAGGAAUCUUUUGCUGGAGGAGAUCAGGUGGUCAAAUCCUGAAUUUCCCUUAAGAAAGUAUUUCCCUUUGCUUCUAAAAAAACGAACUGAGCACCAGGUACUUUCUGAAUGUCAUGGUAAGCAAGUAGGAAGUCCACAACUAGAACCCGAUGUCAAUCAAAAAGAAAUCAAAAGGAAACGAGUGGAAACUGAAAAUCAUAAGUCAAAAAGAAAGAAACCAAAUGAAUGUUCAGUAAGUUCAAAAAAUAUAAGUGAGAAGCCAGAAGAACUUGACAGAAGAAAUAACUCCUCUGGGAUAAAGCUAGAUUCUUGCAAAAGUAUAUUUUCUAAAACAUCCAGGAAGAAACAAACUGCUUUGAAUGUAACAUGUAAAGUGAAAACAGAAACAGAAGAUUUUGAUAUUGUGAUAAUUGAUGAUGACAAAGAAUCUACAUCAAAAAUAUCUUCUAUUCCUGAUUCUGGAAUUGAAGACACGCUUUGGACAGAGAAGUAUCAACCUCAGAACUCCAGUGAACUCAUAGGCAAUGAGGUGGCCAUAAAAAAGUUACAUAGUUGGUUGAAAGACUGGAAAAGAAGAGCUGAAUUGGAAGAAGGACAAAAUUUGAAGGGAAAAAGAGAUGAAAAACAAGAAGAUCUGUUGGACAGCAUAGAUUUUAAAGGAAGUUCAGAUGAUGAAGAGAGUCGUCUUUGCAAUACUGUUCUUAUAACAGGGCCAACAGGAGUGGGAAAAACUGCUGCAGUUUAUGCCUGUGCUCAGGAGCUUGGAUUUAAGAUAUUUGAAGUGAAUGCCUCUUCCCAACGCAGUGGUAGACAAAUUCUGUCUCAACUAAAGGAAGCUACUCAGUCCCAUCAAGUAGAUAAGCAAGGUGUAAACUCACAAAAACCUUGUUUUUUUAAUAGCUACAACAUAGGCAAGUCACCAAAAAAAUUAAGCUCCCCUAAGAAAGUUGUUACAUCGCCAAGGAAGCUCCCUCCACCUUCACCAAAAAGUAGUGGACCAAAGCGAGCACUCCCCCCUAAGACUUUGGCAAAUUAUUUUAAAGUGUCUUCCAGAUUAAAAAAUAAUGAAGAAAUAGGAGCACUUCAUGAAAAGAAUAAAGGAAUAAAAAAUUCUUUAGAACAGAAACAGAUUACUCAGGCUAAACCGACAAAGACAGCUAAUUCAAACAUCAGAGACUUUGGAGCAGAGGAAUCCACCAGGAAAAAUGCAACAUCUCUCAUUCUUUUUGAGGAGGUUGAUGUAAUUUUCGAUGAAGAUGCUGGGUUUUUAAAUGCAAUCAAAACGUUCAUGGCAACAACUAAAAGACCUGUAAUCCUUACUACAAGUGACCCAACAUUUAGUUUAAUGUUUGAUGGCUGCUUUGAAGAAAUCAAAUUUAAUACUCCUUCCCUGCUAAAUGUUGCCAGCUACCUACAGAUGAUCUGCUUGACAGAAAAUUUUAGAACUGAUCUAAAAGACUUUGUCACCUUGUUAACUGCAAAUACUUGUGAUAUCAGAAGAAGCAUCCUUUAUUUACAAUUCUGGAUUAGAAGUGGAGGUGGCUUUUUAGAAGAAAGGCCAUUAUCCCUUUGUGGAGGAAAUAGCAGGAAUGAUCAAGAUUGCCCUAAUACAAAAAAUAUUAAAAAGAAUUCUGCAGUCCUUCCCAAAUGUGACACUGGCUGUGUUGAGACCUUCUUUGGACUUAAGAACAUAUUUUUCCCAUCUGAAGACUUAUUUUCAUUCUUAAAGCAUAAAAUCACAACAAAGGAAGAAUGGCAUAAACUCAUCCAGCUUCUUACACAAUUCCAAACACGGAAUGUAGAUUUCUUAUAUAGUAAUCUUGAGUUCAUUCUGCCAUUACCAGUUGAUAUCAUUCAAGAAACAAAUGACCUUUGUAGCUUAUCAGUAACUGUGAGUGCCCGUCCAACAAUGAAAAGUAUGAAAUAUCUUCCUAGGAACCAUUCUGAAGGAAAGCAGCCAUUGAAAAAGUCAUCAAAAAAGAAACGCAAGAAAAAGAUGGUAAUACUAGAUGAUAGUGACUUAUUUGACACCAGAUUGGACUUCGCGGAUGAAUUUAUUAGUCUAACCCCAACCUCUUCAAGUUCAGAAGAAAGCAAAGUCAAAGACAAAGAAAGCAAACCAGAGACGAAGAAACCAAACAAAUGUUUAGAGGCUAACAUUGAUUCUGUUGCUCCUCCUCCUCCUAAAACGCUAGCAGAAAAAAAAUGUUCUGCCCUUGUUUCUCAUUGUUUAAAUUCCCUCACUGAGUUCAUGGACAACAUGUCCUUCUUAGAUGCUCUUAUACCUGAUGUAAGCGAACAAAAGGAAUUUGGUAAAAAUGACUUUAACUGGGCAAAUGGAAAGGUUAAAAAUGGACUUUGUGAUGAAUUUAGUCUUGAGAGUAGUGACAGAUGGCAUUAUCAGAGCUCUGGAGAAUUAAAGGCAGUUGUAGAAGCUCUCAGCUUUACUAAAUGUUCUUCUACUAUUUCAAAAGCAUUGGAAACCUUGAAUUCCUGCAAGAAAUUAGGAAGAGAUCCAACCAAAGAUCUCACUUUUCAUGUUUCACAAUGCAACAAUGUAUACUUUAGUCAAUCAGCAGCUAAUUUAGAUAAUGCACGGAAGAGGAUAUCAUUUGUUAAAAGUGUAUUUUCUAGUCGAUCUCUUCUGAACCUGAAUAAUAGACAAGCUAGCAUAAUUGAAUACUUGCCAACUCUUCGAAACAUUUGUAGGACUGAGAAGCUAAAAGAACAAGGAAAAAGUAAAAGAAGGUUCCUGCACUAUUUUGAAGGAAUUCACCUUGAUAUUCCCAAAGAGACCGUGAAUACACUGGCAGCUGACUUCCCUUAAUAUGCCACAUUAACAAUUAUUUGUACAGAUUAUGUGGUCCUUAAUAUACAUUUUUAUAUUAUGUUGAUUUUCAUGAAAGAAUCUAUUUCUCUUUAAUGUAUAUUUAAAAUAGACUUGGUAUAUUUUUUAUUAGUGUGCAAAUAUUUAAAAUGAAAAAUAUUGAGUUACAAAUUGUAAAUAUGAUUGUGGUUUUUUUUAAUUUUUUAAAUUGUCUGAUGUAGCUUUGUUGGAGUAUUUUUGUAUGUGAGAAAGCUGUAUUUAGAAGGUAGAGUUCACUAAUGUUUUUUUAACUGUUUUACUACUAGACUAAUCUGUAAUUUUUCCAUUUCCUAUUCCCUUAAUUCACCCUUCUCCAAACUAUCAGUGCUCUGUUGAAUUGUAAAUACAAAUCACCUAGAUGGUAAUCUUUUUAAAAAUAAGUUUACAUAAUGCAAAAUACAAAAUUAGAUAUGUAAAACUUAAGUAUACUAACUGAAGGAAAUCGUGCUUCAUUUUUUAAAAAAGUAAGAUCUUGGUGAUACUAUACUCCUCCAGCAUAUUUUACCAUUGAAUCAUUGAAUGUCAACAAAGUGAAAACAAGAUUAUGAAUCUUGAUUAUAAAUAUUUUUUAGCAAUCAUACAUAUGUGAUAUCUUGUAUAUACUGCCAACUCAAAUCAUUUGCCUUGUACAUUUUUCUUGUAUUUUAAUUUCAUUUAUGUUUUAUUUCAUAAAGUUAUUAAUGAUGUUAAUAUAUCUAUUUUGGACAAACUGCUCUCCAUUAAAACUGUAACAAAAGAUGUCUCUACUAUAUGAUUCCUACAUAAUAGCCAUUUCUACCUUAAGAAUGUUUUUGGAAAAAAUAUAUUUUUUAACUGUAUUUUAAAGUAUCACAUUUCACUUAAAAUUAUUUUGCAAUCAGAUAAUCAGGUGUAUCCUAAAAUACUUUCCUUUUUCAAGUGUUUAUAUUAUAUAGUAGCUUAAUAUUCAGAUACAUUAUCUGGUGAAUUAUAUUUUUAACUCUAAAGUAAGGAUCCUAAUUUUGUACAGUUUUGAAAAAUAUAAAUGCAUACCUGUGUACAAAUUGUAUAAAGAUACUUGUUUUUACUUCUUAUUUGUUCAACCUACCUUUUCGUGUAUUGAUUAGUACAUUGAUUUAAUUAAAGGUUAAAGCCAAAAGGCUUUAUAUGAUAUUUAAAUCAAAGUUCUGAUCUAAUCAUCUUGGCAAAUUAUGUAUAUUAUAUGGCUUUGGAUAUAGGUUUCAUCCCUGUACAGAAGAGAGACUAAGAUCUUUUGAAGCAUACUUUUAAAAUAUACUGAUUUACUUUUUUCUAAUGAAUACUAGGGUUCCUCCACCUAUAUAGACGACUUGUAAAUUUGGUCUAAUAGUUCUGAUAAUCCUCAAUAACUGAAGAACCA
Molecule: messenger RNA, 7517 nt
Organism: Choloepus didactylus (southern two-toed sloth)
Lineage: Eukaryota; Metazoa; Chordata; Mammalia; Pilosa; Megalonychidae
Gene: ATAD5
Product: ATPase family AAA domain containing 5
Exons: 23
Coding region: 443-6121 (1892 amino acids)
Cellular component (GO): nucleus
Molecular function (GO): ATP hydrolysis activity; DNA binding; DNA clamp unloader activity
Source: RefSeq, a predicted model, not a curated record